AUGAGUGGGUUUAAAAAACGGAAACUCUACAUCAUCGACCCUGACGGACCAGGACGUGGGGUCGCACCGAUGGAUGUUCAAUGUGACCUUGAGGGACAAACAGCGGUUACGUUUAUUGGCCACGACAGUGAGACACGGACACAUGUGAAUGGGUUUGAGGAUUCAGGCAGCUACUCCAAGAAUGUGAUAUACUGGAAUAGUGUGGAGCAAACUGAGACGAAAAUUGCCGUGGCUGAAGACUACAAGAUGAGGGUCCUCGCACACAUCGCCGUUCUCUUCGUGAUUCUACCUCUACUUCCCGUUGCAAAAACUUUCCCAACCAAUGAAAAGCAGAGGGAGAGCUUCACUGGAAGCGAGAUCGCAGUAAAGACAGUUGCAAAAAGGAGUACUGAAUGCAAGAACGUGUACAGCAACUGUGCCUGUAACUACUACAAACUGAAGAAGCACUGUGACUCUCCUGUUUACCGAGUUUGGAUGCAUGAAAACUGCGCCGCAAGUUGUGGAGUCUGUGUUGUAGAUCCCUUAUUUUUCGUGUGUGAAAACAAGUAUCCGGAUCAGAUGUGCGAAAUUUUCGCCAAUCGCCGUCUUCAGGAAAAGCCACGCUUGCAGUAUUUCAUGGCGUGUAACUGUCCCAAAGCUUGUGGAAUCUGCAAUAUGCCGUUCGAUACCCGAGAGUCAACAGAAAAAGAAGAUGACACAUUUGCACAGGAUGAUUGUCUGAAGCUCCACAAUGAUAUAAGAAGGAUUCACGGUGCUGAGGAUCUGACUUGGUGUCAGAAGUGUGCGGAGUUUGCGCAGCAAGUAGUGACGGCAUUACGGGACGCCAAUUCUCCAUUGCAGCAUUCAAGCCCAGUAUACCGCAGGUGGUUGGUGGACGGUAAAAUGGUUCCACAUGGAGAAAACCAGAUGUACAAUUUUCCAAAAGUGGACUGUAAAACAGCUGUGAAUUCCUGGUACGAAGAAAAGCCGCUUUACAAUCAACGCCAUCCUCUACGGGAUGUGGAAACUGCUGGUCACUUUACUCAGAGUGGAUCUGAGGAACCCCCGGGGAUCACAGCGGGUAAUUAG
Messenger RNA from Branchiostoma belcheri (Belcher's lancelet), 1068 nucleotides. RefSeq lists its product as uncharacterized. Lineage: Eukaryota; Metazoa; Chordata; Leptocardii; Amphioxiformes; Branchiostomatidae. The transcript has 10 exons. The coding region runs from base 1 to 1068 and encodes 355 amino acids. The record is from RefSeq and is a predicted model, not a curated record.